Molecule: messenger RNA, 432 nt
Organism: Cyclocybe aegerita
Lineage: Eukaryota; Fungi; Basidiomycota; Agaricomycetes; Agaricales; Hemipholiotaceae
Source: the annotation of a GenBank genome assembly
AUGACUGACGCUCUCAUCCUGUACAAGGGCAUUGCAGACGUCGUCGUCGCCCUCAUCCUCACGGUCAAACCGUCUAUCAUCUACGAAUCUGUCAUAACCAAAGCCUUGCAUUCGUUCACGGGACUGCAUCUCUCCAAUGCUGCAUCGGCACCCGGAUUCAACCAGUCCAUCGUAUGCAUGGUCGCAGCCGUCGGAGUCGGGCACGUCGUUGCCUGGCGCUCUGGGCCUGCAGCUCGUCCUACUAUUUUCGCCAUGAAUCUGACAUGGGCACUUCUUGGGUUCCUCACCUGCAUAUCACCCAAAGAACUAGGUCUAGGCAGUGCGACGCUGCUGAUGACGACCUUGAACCACACGGUGUUUUCACUGGCGCUCUAUUUGAAGGAUCCAAGUGUGUUGGGUUUUGGUGGAAAGGCAAAGGGAAAGACAGCGUAA